ACGGAUCAUCGCAUCAUAAUUUGCACGGCAGGCCAGCGCAGCGAGUCUGAACUUGAGUGAACGCACCUACCGGUACCAAGAUAAAUUAGUGAUAAAAGAUUUCAUCAAGUUGCAUUAGAAAGUUUUUGGUCAUGAUCAACACCCAACAAGUCCUCCCCAUGAUAGGGGUGACCCUGGUGGAAGACUUCGUCAAGAAUCCUCCACCGUAUUUCCAGGUUCAGCAUUGUGUUCGGCAUCCCGUGAUAAGGCCCAUACGUGAACAGGUCAAUCUCUGUGCCCAUGACAAAUCACACGAAGCCUGGUUUCCAGAUUCCAUGGGAAGAGUUUUGAAAGUUUCAACAGUUGCCCAGUAUGAUCAGCUUGUGGAGAGAUUGUUGAGCCGCCCUCUGGUGUUUGACGUCAAGUUGGAGAGAAGGCACAAGUCGGGAAGGAUCCGCUACAUCUUGAAAUGUGAUAUUAUCGUGACAGUCAACACAUCCCAUCCUGUCAUUAAGAAUCAGAUGCAACAGAUCUUCAACGGAGGAAGGGAGGAUAUCGUCAGUGAACGGAACUUUGCUCUUGAGUUCAACUUCAACAGCAUUCUCAAAUCCUGGUUCAGUACUGUGCACCAGGGGCAAGACGGAAUCUUUGACACGACGUACGACUGUACCUACGCUGACUUCGUCGUGACCAACUCGACCGAAUUCAACAGCAUGUAUUCUUGUUCGCCCGAGGGUGUCUGUUUGUUCCUCAUGUGCCUGCCCUGUUGUAUCUUCAUGUGCCCAGCAUAUAGGAUUGCCCGUUGCCUUACCACCGUUGACCGCGACACCGACGUCCGUGGCGAGGUCUCCUACCUGACCUUCAAACGGGAGCAGCGUUCCGCGCAGGACGAACUCCUGGACAUGUUCCGUCAAUACCUGGUGCAGCAGAUGAUGGAGCAAGGUAGCAGGCAGAAUAGGGAACAACCGUAUCUGGGUGUGGCAGAUGUCACCAGGCAACCCGGCGGGAGGGGAGGGGCGGUGGUCCAAAGGCCGGGGCCGCCACCUCCUCCUGGGAGCGGGUUCCAACAGCAUCCUGCAGAGAUGUUUCAUCCAUACGUACCACCUCAAAUGCAUGAAAGCGGCCACGUGGAGCGGCCAGUAGCUCCUUAUGGAUACGGGCAAACCAUGCCCCCUCCCGGUGGACCUACAUGUAUGCCUGUCAACCCCAUGGGACCGACCCCACUACCACCAGGACCAGCAGGCGUGUCAAUCGCACCCCCUACCAUGGCCCACCCCCAAGCCCCACCCAGCUACAGCCAGCCAUUGGGAGCCCCCGCCCCCACCCAGCCAGAGCUACCAUCGUACGACUACGUGAUGGCACAGAACACUGACCAAGAUCAGCUCAUCACUUGAGUAUAUCUUAUGGGGCAGGUCACACCAACGAAAGUGAUGCCAGUGCGAUCUAAAGGCGACCACACACCUUACGAUUGGUCUGCGAUCGAUUUCAGAAUGAAAUGUUGUAGAAUUUGAUGCCAAUAUUGAGACUUGGAAUAUUUUACUGUGUAAUGUUAAAAAUCAUCGUACGAAUACCUCUGUGACUAUGCUAUCAUCCUUCUUAGAAUAAAAACUAACUUAAUAUCUAGUCGUAAUGAUGUCAUAACAGUCGUACGACUGGCUACGAUUUGAAACUAAUUUGGCCUUUACUCCAAAAUAAAGGUUUGCAAUCUUUCAAAGUGAUUAUAUUAGUAUUCUUUCAAUUAAUUUUAACCUUGAAUAAUAUGAUAUGUUCCAUUCACAUUUUCAGAAAAUGAGCAAAGUGCGAUUUGUUCCAAAAUCGGAUCGCGAACAGUCGUAAGGUGUGCGGUGGCCUUAAGUUAGCGUGUUUUAAAUAGCAUACCAUCGAUUGGUCUGGAGUCAAUUUCAUUGGUAUGACUGUGACUCUAGUCCUGGCCUUACCCACUGAUAAGCAUGUUCACCCAUGCCAAGAUAAAUCACCUUUGAUGAUGUUUGUCUUAGAAAUGAGUCUCAAGUACACAUGAAAUUUGUAGCAAAUGCAACCAAGGAUUGCUCGCUUAUUUGAUUUGAUUUAUUUCCAAAAUACUGAAAAAAUGCACAUAAUGUAAGAUAUCACUUUUUGAAUGUAGGUAAAUCCAGCAUUAUGUUGAAUAAAGCUUGCAAGCACUGUAAAACAUCAGAUUACACAUUUGAUUUCAAUAAUACAAAAAUCUGAACCCCCCCCAAAACAAAAAUCAAGAGCUUUUAAUAUUUGAUGGGAAUGUAAUAUAAAGAAAAAUUAUCCAGGGAUAUAUCUUUCUACACAUUUUUUCAUCCAAUUGUGAUAAAGGUUUGGUGUUGAGACUAUACUUGUUUAAAAAGAAAAACUCAACACAACUAUUUUCACAUCAUUAGAAAUUCAAAAAAAAAAUACUUUAUUUAAAAAAAAAUUAGGUGAUUUUAUAGCAUAUGUGGAAGAAACUCGACAUGUGUUUCAGAACUGACUCUUUUUUUCUAUGACUGAAUUCUGAACUUUCCACAUUCUUUGUACAAAGAACAUCGUUUCAGAAGGCAACAUGCUCUUAAUGAUUUUCUUAUUUUCCUCUAAGCUACUUAUUUCAGUAAUAUUGAAUUAUAUGUAUAUAGAAUGGUGUAAAACAACCUCAUGCAUACAGGAAUGUAAAGGGACCACUGCCCCAUAGGAUUUCACAUGUGGGGCGAUGAUUUGUUGUUUCCUUUCUACUAAUUCGGUGGAUUCGCAAUACGGUGCGCCAUCCAUCGGUUGCAGCGGACGGGCCGAAAUUAGCAAUGCAUCAUGGGAAAAAGUCGACAUCUGUUGCGCAUGCUAGUACUGUAGUGAACGCCUGCAUGCGAUUGUUCAGCGCUGGCCGAUGCGUCUCGACUGGAUACGCUGUUUACUAGGGCCCAGGAGGUAGGAGAGAAAUUUGCCGCAUAUUUCUUUGCCAAAUUUAGACAAUUUUUCGUGAAAUCGUGCCAUGUGGUUUUCAUUUUUGAAGCACUUUGCGCUGCCUGUGCCUGCGUGAGAUGUCCACCCCAAAGUUAGAAAUUUGGCCUGUUCGCUGCAACCGAUAGAUGGCGCACCAUAUUGUGAGCAUUAUCACUAUCUGAAAUACUCUGCUCAUUGCCUAUCUUUUUUGUACUUAAAUGUAUCUUGUUGAUUCGUGAAUUCUCAAAUCUUGGUGGACAGCCAGUAAAUGGAAGUUUUGGUAAACAUGGAAAUGAUUACUUUGAGCUGUCAAAUUCCUUUAUUGAUAUGUAAUGAAAAUAUGGUAAACUGCAUCACAUUGAAAAUAUAGCAAGUGAAAGCUGAAACUCUUGGACUGGCAGGUUGGACUGAGUCCCAUAUAUUCAUAUUUGUGUGAAGUUUAUGUGACUUGGAAGAAUUCAGACAAUUUGUGUUAUAUCAUCUUGAUGAUUCCUAUGCUUGAGAGCAAAUGCCAGUUCUUAGGUGCAUUAUAAACAGCCUAGUCACAGUCACAUUGAUAAAUUUUCCUCUGUGGUUAAUUAGCGGUGAUCGUUUCACCUAUUAAAGUAAGCUUGAAUGCUUAUAGUGAUCAACCGGCUGAUGGCUUAACUCUCUGAGGGACCAAAAGUACAAGACACCUGACAUGGGUUUCAAACAUAGGUCGGGUGGAUUAGGAGACCACCGCUUCUCCAACUGAGCUGUCAAUUGGAAUUCAUAACUAGAAUUGACAAUGUAUCUUUCAUAUUUGGCCCAUGGGGUUUCAGUAAUGAUGUAUCAUACUUAUUUCAGACAAAUUUUGAUUCUUUUUCCUCAGCAUAUUGCUACCUUCAACUACAUUCCCUAAAUUUUCCUUUAGGAAUGGUUUUCUAUUUCUUUUUAUUGCCAUUACUCCAUUCAUUACUAAGCUUAUAUGCUAAAUGUAGGAACCAGGGCCCUGUCUUACAAAGAGUUGCGAUUGAUCCGAACAACCACAGCUAUGGAAAGCCAGCAAUGCCAACAUCAAAUUCAAAUUUAUUUAUUUCACUUCCAUCAAACAAAAAAAAUUGUAUACCAUAUAUAAACAUAAAUAUUUGUAUCCGUUGCAAAAAAAAAUUAAUAAUACAUAUGUUGUGAAAAAAACACUUAGACAAUUUGGGCAACACAUUGUAGGUUUUAAAUAUGUAUACUAUUUUUCAAUAGAAAUCAAAUUAAGAUGGAAAUGGAGGGACCCACUAAAAAGCAAUGCUUGUACAAUGUGGGCCCCUCAAAAAAUAGAUAACACAACAAAUAAUAAAGUACAAAUACAGAUAUAUGUAAUCAAAUACAUCUGUAAUACAUGUUUGUUCAAAAUAUUUUCUGGGUAAGCUGUAUAUUCAUACAUUCAUAAUUUUCUUGAAAAUUCACUGUGCUUCUCCUUGUGUACAAAGGACAUUGUGCAAACUAUCUGAAGAAAAAUUGUUGACGUUGAUGGACUUCCAUAUACUUCAAGUUGAUCAGACCAAUCGUAACUCUUUGUAAGAUUGAGGCCAGAAGGUUCCCUCAUUCAUUGUGUUGAUUUCAAGUUUGGUGUUGGUGUUUGACUUGUGUUGACAUAACUAAUGGUGUAGGUGUUGGUGUUUAAAAUGUAAAUGUGUUAUUAAAACUAGCUCCAACACUGAAUUUUGGACACAAUAGAAAUAACAGCUGGGGGGUGUUUCACAUAGAUUUAAGUAUGAAUUAGAGUCGUACUUUAAUGCCGACGCGUACAUGAUUUGCAACGCGUGAUCGUAUUGAUUAGUACGCAGUAGUGCGCGUCCUCUUGACAUGAUCUGACCAAUGAGGUCAUGCCUUUUAUACCACAUGCAACUAGGCAUUUAAGUGCGACUCUAAGUCAUACUUAAAUCUUUGUGAAACACCCCUCCCCUGCUCUGCUAGACCGAGGGUAAUUAUGCUGCAUUUAGUGUAGAGCACAAUUCUGAUGCAUGCAAGUGUCAAGCACUAUAAAAGUAAUUUGUAUAAUAAUUAUUAUCAGUCAGUCUCAUGAUUGAUUGUUCUACACCUUCGGGUGCAGUGUUGUAGCUGGUGCUAGCUUUCCCCCAACACCCUUCAUCAACUGCUUUCAACACCACACUUGAAAUCUGUUAUUUAGGUUAUAAAGUUAUCCUUGUAACAUACAACUCAUUUUCAUGCGUUUUCUUAAACAUGUAUGAUUAUUUAAUUUUCAAUUCUUUAAGUUUAACUUUGUGAAGGACUUCUCUGUCGUAUAUGUUUAAUGAGUACAUAUCAUAUGAUGUACAUGUAUUUUCUUUUAUUGGCUGCCUUAUACUUAAUAUAGCCAUUUACUUUUGCCAUCAUAAGUUGCAUAUAUGUUUAUCCUUAAAUUUGUAAUUGACAUAAAGCGGAUAUUAUUUGACUUCUUAGAUACUUACAAACAAGAGAGAAAAUAGGUGUAUUUGAAAGCCCUUGCCAUUUUUUUUUUUUUUUUGGCAGUUUGAUUUCUAAUUCGGGGAGCAUUUCAUGAAGAGUCUGAUUGUGAUUUCCAUUGACCUGAUUUUCUCUUGACCAAUCAGAUGCCAGGAUUUGCAGCAGCUUAUAACAUCUGUCUGUAAAAAUCAUUUACAAAACUCUUCAUGAAAGGCUCCCCAGAUUGAUAAUAGAUGGCCAUUGAUCAGCCUUGCAUGCAGAAGUACAUGUACUCGUAUAUGAAAUUGAAGCAUAUGUCUUCCAAUAAUCACCUAUGAUUUUACGAGUUUUGAAUAGAUAUUGAGUGUAGAAAUUUGUUUCUUGCUUCAGUUUACAUUUG
Messenger RNA from Lytechinus pictus (painted urchin), 5701 nucleotides. RefSeq lists its product as uncharacterized. NCBI's taxonomy places the organism in Eukaryota, Metazoa, Echinodermata, Echinoidea, Temnopleuroida, Toxopneustidae. Bases 132 to 1373 code for a protein of 413 amino acids. The transcript has 8 exons. The record is from RefSeq and is a predicted model, not a curated record.